AUGACGAAGGCGGUGUGGUCGGUGUACAAUGGUGAUCCGAAGAUCUAUGAUAAACACGUGAUAGAACGAAUCCUCGAUGUCAUUCGUGCUCAACCAAAUUACGAUCAACGAGUGAUUGAUCAAAUCCUCGAUAUCGCAGCAGAAUGCGAACCUUCACCCCCAGCACCUGCACCACGAUUCUACUAUACCCGUGAAGCUGGCCAGGAGCAUCUGAAGCAAUUUGCUACCCACCAUGGGUAUACCUUGAACACCAGGCGCUCAGACGAAUCCAAAGUUGAUCUGGUUUGUUCUCGUUGGCCCGAUCCCAAGACAAAAGGAGCAGAUCAUGAGGGGACGAAUAUACGAGAUCGGAAAUCCACUGGAUGCAGCUGCCCGUUUCGUGUUCAGCUAAGAAAGCGCAAUGCAGGGCCGCAGAGACGUGCGUCUGCGGUUCCUCCAGAAAACCCACCAGAGCCGGUGUGGCAGCUACGAGUACAGCAUGGAACCCAUAAUCAUGGGCCAAAACGACGGUUUGGCAAUUCCGCGCGAGCCCCUGUCUCUACUGGGAUGAUUGGCAACAACCAAUCCGAUAUCUCCUUCCCAAUAAGCGAUGAGCUCUUGCUAGAUCAACUUUUUGAAGUCUCAGAGGAUGGCGUGCAUUCACCCCCAGAGCCGCCAAUGCCAGAGCCAACCAUCGAAGUUCCGGAAGAAAAAGAGCCAUCGCCGCCAGCGCUACCCCAAGUGCCACCCCCAGCACCCCCACCACGCUUUUACGACUCGCGCGAGCUUGGUCAGAAAGAUAUCAACGAAUUUGCUGCCAGCCACGGGUACACCCUAACUGUCCGGCGUUCAGAUCAGUCAAAAGUUGACCUAGUCUGCUCUCGCUGGCCAGAUCCUGCGAACCCACGCGAACGGAAAACAAAUGGAACCAAUUGCCCGUUCCGACUUCAGUUCAGACGGCGUGCUGGAGUAUCGCGGAAACCUGGGUAUAUUAUUCUUUCGGAUAGCCCCCAACCGACGGGAUGGGAGCUGCGAAUCAAAAAUGGAGAGCACAAUCAUGGGCCAAUGGCUGAGUCUCCGUUAAAGAAGAGAAAAAGAAAGAGUAUCGAGCCAUCGGAGUCUGCCAAUAACAUUGAGCCAUCAGGGUCUCCACUCGACACUUGA
Messenger RNA from Penicillium cataractarum, 1143 nucleotides. RefSeq lists its product as uncharacterized. NCBI's taxonomy places the organism in Eukaryota, Fungi, Ascomycota, Eurotiomycetes, Eurotiales, Aspergillaceae. Bases 1 to 1143 code for a protein of 380 amino acids. The record is from RefSeq and is a predicted model, not a curated record. The transcript is spliced from 2 exons.